Molecule: messenger RNA, 1632 nt
Organism: Odobenus rosmarus divergens (Pacific walrus)
Lineage: Eukaryota; Metazoa; Chordata; Mammalia; Carnivora; Odobenidae
Gene: D2HGDH
Product: D-2-hydroxyglutarate dehydrogenase
Exons: 9
Coding region: 1-1632 (543 amino acids)
Cellular component (GO): mitochondrion
Molecular function (GO): catalytic activity; FAD binding
Source: RefSeq, a predicted model, not a curated record
AUGGUGCCCCAUCUGGUGCCCAGGCAGCUGGUGCGGCUCUUCCGGUGGCAGGUGGCGUGCGCUCGGGGAGCCUCUGUGCAGCCCAGGACAUGGGCAGCGGCGUGCAGGAUCCCCAGCCUGCUCAGCCCUUGGGGGGCCACAGGCACCAGCCACCUGGUCUGCAGAAGCAGCUCCUCCACAUCCCCCUGUGCCCCCGAGGUGGUGCUGACCCAGGAGCGCUACCCCGUGACGCGGCUGCCAUUCUCUGUGGUGUCUGAGGAAGACCUGGAAGCCUUUGAACGCAUCAUCCCUGGCAGGGUUGUCACUGACCCGGAGGUGCUGGAGGCUUCCAACGUGGACUGGCUGAGGACGGUCCGAGGUGGUAGCAAGGUGCUGCUGAGGCCCCGGACCUCCCAGGAGGUGGCUCACAUCCUCAGGUACUGUCACGAGAGGAACCUGGCUGUGAACCCGCAGGGGGGAAACACGGGCAUGGUGGGGGGCAGCGUGCCCGUCUUUGAUGAGAUCAUCUUGUCCACCGCCCAGAUGAACCAGGUCAUCAGCUUCCACAGCGUGUCCGGGACCCUGGUGUGCCAGGCGGGCUGUGUCCUGGAGGAGCUCAGCCACUACGUGGAGGAGAGGGGCUUCGUCAUGCCCCUGGACCUGGGGGCCAAGGGCAGCUGCCACAUCGGGGGGAACGUGGCAACCAACGCUGGUGGCUUGCGGUUUCUGCGCUACGGCUCACUGCAUGGGACUGUCCUGGGCCUGGAAGUGGUACUGGCCGAUGGCACCAUCCUGAAUUGCCUGACCUCCCUGCGGAAGGACAACACGGGCUAUGACCUGAAGCAGCUCUUCAUCGGGUCGGAGGGCACGCUGGGGGUCAUCACGGCUGUGUCCAUCCAGUGUCCGCCCAAGCCCACGGCGGUGAAUGUGGCUUUCCUCGGUUGUCCAGGCUUUGCUGAGGUUUUGCAGACCUUCAGCAGCUGCAGGGGGCUGCUGGGUGAGAUCCUGUCCGCGUACGAGUUCAUGGACGCCGAGUGCAUGCGGCUGGUCACACACCACCUGUGCCUCACCAGCCCGGUGCAAGAAAGUCCAUUCUAUGUCCUCAUCGAGACCUCAGGCUCCAGAGCGGAGCACGAUGCUGAGAAGCUGAGUGACUUCCUGGAGCAGGUGCUGAGCUCCGGCCUGGUGACGGACGGGACUGUGGCCACGGACCAGAUGAAACUCAAGGCGCUGUGGGCCCUGAGGGAGAGGAUCUCGGAGGCGCUGAGCCAGGACGGCUACGUGUACAAAUACGAUCUCUCCCUGCCCACCGAGAGGCUCUAUGACCUCGUGCCCGACCUGCGCGCCCGCCUUGGCUCGCGGGCCAAGCACGUGGUGGGCUAUGGCCACUUGGGGGACGGUAACCUGCACCUCAAUGUGACAUCAGAGGCCUUCAGCCCGUUGCUGCUGGAUGCCCUGGAACCCUACGUGUACGAGUGGACAGCCAGGCAGCGGGGCAGCGUCAGCGCCGAGCACGGCCUGGGCUUCAGGAAGAGGGACGUCCUCAGCUACAGCAAGCCGCCCGAGGCCCUGAGGCUUAUGCAGCAGCUCAAGGCCCUCCUGGACCCCCAGGGCAUCCUGAACCCCUACAAGACACUGCCCGCCCAGGCCUGA